CUUAGGAAUGCUUAAAAAAAAAGGACACAGACAAAAAGAAAUUGAUUACCGGCAUCCAAUAAUCCAACUCACAUAUCCCGCUUUUAUUUUCCGCAAUCCCCUGCAUACCCACCAUUCCAUUCCAUCCAUACUCUCCCUUUCCCCCUUUCUCUAUCUCUAUCUUUAUCUUUCUACCCAACAUAAAUAACAACAAAAUACAACAUAAUUUAUCAUUCUGCAGGUUCUUGCAUUUUUCCUUUUAGGAUUGUAAUUGUAAUUGUAAUUUUUUGUAAUAGCCUUCAUUUGUUAUUGAAUAAUUUCAUUCAAUAACAAAAAAAAUGGCUACAAUUACAAGCACAAAUCCAAAAUGCAAGGCCUGUGAUAAGACUGUUUAUCUUGUUGAUAAGCUUACUGCUGAUAAUAAGGUCUACCAUAAAGCUUGUUUUCGUUGUCACCAUUGCAAUGGCACUCUUAAGCUUAGUAACUACAAUUCCUUUGAGGGUGUAUUGUACUGCAGACCACAUUUUGAUCAGCUUUUCAAAAGAACUGGAAGUUUAGACAAAAGUUUUGAAGGCACACCUAAGACAAAACCAGAAAGACCUGUCGUUGAUGGUGAGAAACCUCCAAGCAAAGUCUCAUCCAUGUUUGGUGGAACUAGAGAUAAAUGUGUGGGAUGCUCCAAAACUGCUUAUCCAACUGAAAGGGUUUCAGUGAAUGGGAGUGCCUAUCAUAAGAGCUGCUUCAAGUGCUGUCAAGGAGGAUGCACGAUAAGCCCUUCUAACUACAUUGGACAUGAAGGGCGGUUGUAUUGCAAGCAUCACCAUGCUCAGCUCAUCAAGGAGAAAGGAAACCUCAGCCAGCUUGAGGGUGACCUGGAGAACUCAACCAAAGUCGCGGCCUCAUAACCAACAAGGCCAGUUCUUCGGUCUUCCCAACUCUCUUUUCCUCGGCCUCUACUUGGCUGUUGAGGCAACCGUUUCUUGAGUUUAGCUUGGUUUUAUCACAUCAAUAAAAGAUAUCAGGACCUUCUAAGUAGCAAUUCGUAUCAAGGAAUAUUUUAGGGUUUCGGUUUUGGAUUUGUGGUGUUUUGGAUAUUGUGGCAUGGUUUUGAAUGGUUAAGUGAUGACAAUGAUGCAAUUUGAAUCAAGCUUUGAGAUUAAUUCU
Molecule: messenger RNA, 1143 nt
Organism: Amaranthus tricolor (Joseph's coat)
Lineage: Eukaryota; Viridiplantae; Streptophyta; Magnoliopsida; Caryophyllales; Amaranthaceae
Product: LIM domain-containing protein WLIM1-like
Exons: 5
Coding region: 318-884 (188 amino acids)
Biological process (GO): actin filament bundle assembly
Cellular component (GO): plasma membrane; actin cytoskeleton
Molecular function (GO): actin filament binding
Source: RefSeq, a predicted model, not a curated record